Mauremys mutica (yellowpond turtle) is the source of this 2616-nucleotide messenger RNA. RefSeq lists its product as uncharacterized. NCBI's taxonomy places the organism in Eukaryota, Metazoa, Chordata, Testudines, Geoemydidae. The record is from RefSeq and is a predicted model, not a curated record. Gene Ontology annotation, molecular function: catalytic activity.
AGAAGAACAGCUCUGGUCGCCAGAGAGCUCGCAAGAUUUAACAUCGAUAUUGCGGCCCUGUGUGAAACUCGUCUAGCCAACGAAGGUCAGCUCACAGAAACAGGAGAAGGUUACACAUUCUUCUGGUGUGGACGCAGCAGUGAUGAACGUCAUGAAUCUGGAGUUGGCUUUGCGGUUAAGAAUCAUCUUGUCCGCAAACUUGCCAGUCUUCCCAAGGGCGUGAACGAUCAACUCAUGACACUGCAUCUUCCACUACCGAGAGGAAAGCGAGUUAUACUAAACAGCGCUUAUGCACCCACAAUGACGAAUCCGGAUGAAGUAAAGGACAAGUUUUAUGAAGAUCUGGAUGCCCUACUUUCAUCCAUGAAGCGCACCGACAGGCUGAUUCUACUUGGCGAUUUUAACGCGAGAGUAGGAUCUGAUCACUCUGCCUGGGAUGGCGUCAUUGGAAAAAAUGAAAUCGGCAAAUGCAACAGCAAUGGCCUACUACUAUUGAAGACAUGUGCGGCUCAUGAUCUGAUCAUCACCAAUACCAUCUUCCGCCUGCCCACUCGCAAAAAGAUGUCCUGGAUGCACCCAUGUUCCAAGCACUGGCAUCUCAUUGAUUAUGUCAUCGUGAGGAAGAAAGAUAGACAGGAUGUAAGGGUGACUAAGGCCAUGCCGAGUGCUGACUGUUGGACUGAUCAUAGACUUAUCAUCUCUAAAUUAAGCCUUCACAAGAGGAAAGGAAAUCGAAAAGUCUGUGAUAAUCAUAGAGGAAUAUCACUGCUUUCUAGCGCAGGUAAGAUCCUUGCACGAGUGUUGCUGAAUCGCCUGAUUGACCACCUGGAACAGGGUUUACUACCCGAGACACAGUGCGGCUUCCGCAAAGAGCGUGGCACUGUGGACAUGAUCUUCGCAGUUCGACAGCUCCAAGAGAAGUGUCAAGAGCAGAAUCGUGAACUGUAUACCAUCUUUGUGGAUCUUACCAAGGCUUUUGACACUGUCAGUCGCGAAGGUCUGUGGCGCAUCAUGUCGAAGUUUGGGUGCCCUGACAGAUUCAUCCUGAUGGUACAUCAGUUCCACGACGGCAUGACGGCUCGUGUUCUGGACGACGGAGAAGCUUCAGAGGCCUUUCCCGUCAUAACCGGCGUCAAGCAAGGGUGUGUGUUGGCACCGACCCUGUUCAGCAUAAUGUUUUCAGCUAUGCUGUCAGACGCCUUUCAGAACAGUUCCUUGGGAAUCAGCCUGAGAUACAGGACUGAUGGGAAACUGUUCAACCUGCGAAGACUCCAGGCUGUCACCAAAAUAAAGGAGACUGUGCUAAGAGACCUUCUUUUUGCUGAUGACUGUGCCCUGAAUGCUGGAUCAGAGCAGGAAAUGCAAGCUAGCAUGGAUAAAUUUGCAGCAGCAUGCAAUAACUUCGGCCUCCUCAUCAACAUAAAGAAAACCGAAGUGAUGCACCAGCCAGCUCCGAAAGCCCAACACCAAGAGCCCACCGUCAUAGUGAAGGGAAAGCUGCAAGCAGUGGACCAAUUUACAUACCUUGGCAGCACCCUUUCUCGCGCAGUGACAAUUGACAUCGAGGUCAACUGCAGAAUCGCUAAGGCAAGUUCUGCAUUUGGCAGACUGUUGACCAACGUGUGGGCCCGCCGUGGAAUAAGCCUUGCUACAAAGCUUAAAGUCUACCGAGCAGUAGUGCUAACUACCCUGAUGUAUGCCAGUGAGACUUGGACUGUAUACAGGAGGCACGCUAGGCAACUGAACCACUUCCACAUGACUUGCCUCCGCAGACGUCUGAGGAUCCGGUGGCAGGAUAAGGUGCCAGAUACAGAAGUCCUCUCCAGAGCAGGCCUGCCGUCAGUUUAUACUCUGCUUAUGAAAUCUCAGAGACGCUGGGCAGGCCAUGUUGUAAGGAUACCAGACCACCGCAUCCCCAAACAGCUCUUUUAUGGUGAGCUGUCUCAAGGAAAGCGAUCGCACGGGGGUCUCAUUCAGGGCUUUCUGGAACAUAGCAGGAGUCAAGGUGUUACCAAAAGGCAACUUGUUGUAGAAAAUAAGCCUUUUUGCAUGUUGACUGAGAUUUGGAAGAUACCGGAUCAAUCUCCAUUUGUAGUUGGAAACCAUUUUACCGGAGACCCCUACAGAAGACAAGAUCAUCCUUCUGGGGGAUUUCAAUGCAGUGUGAGACAAGACUCAGACCUGUGGAAGGAAACAAUCAGGAAAGACAGAGUUGGCAAAGGCAAUUCAAAUGGAAUUCUGACCAAGUGUGCUGAACAUGAACUUAUUAUUAUGAACACUCUCUUCCGACAAAAGGAAAAGUUCAAAACAUCUUGGAGACAUCCACGAUCAAAUAACUGGCAUCUGCUUGACUACGUUAUAGUUCAUGCCCGAGAUCGUAGUAACAUACUUCUCACAAGAGCAAUGAUAAAUGCUGAUGACUGUUGGACUGAUUAUCGCCUUAUUCAAUCCACAAUGAAAAUUAAGAUCACUCUCAAAUGGAGGCUGCAAAAGAAGCAGCUCAGGCACAAGUUGAAAAUUCAAGAUUUGAAGGACCUUAUUCAGUGUGACCACUUUCAAGCAGUCUUAGAAGAAAAUCUCCCAUCGGAGUUUCUGGAAGAAAUUGAGGAACACUAG